Messenger RNA from Rhododendron vialii, 1549 nucleotides. RefSeq lists its product as uncharacterized. The transcript has 2 exons. Lineage: Eukaryota; Viridiplantae; Streptophyta; Magnoliopsida; Ericales; Ericaceae. The record is from RefSeq and is a predicted model, not a curated record. Bases 276 to 665 code for a protein of 129 amino acids.
UAAGUCAGUGGAGAUGUAGUGGAGCAAAGGGGAUUAAUGGAUUACCAUACAAGUCUUUGGAUACAUUGUUAACAUUUAAUCCCGUAACAAAGUGACCAGAGUAGCUUUCUCCAACGACUUCUCUUCUCCUCUGUUGAGUUUAAUGAGGUGUGCAUACCUUAAGGGCUUGGGGAUUGUUUAUAAGGCAGCUUACUGCAUUGAAUCACAAGGAUUUGAGGAGCUUGUGGAGAAUCUUCAUGUAACAGGUGGCCUGUAAAGAGGGUGAUAGAAAAGAAAUGCAGGAAUGCUACAGGAGACUAUUAGCUGAAAGUAGUGAGUUCCUAAGGGGUAGGGUCGUUGUAAGGUAUUUGACAUUGAUGGGAGGACUUCUAAAGUUUUUGUUGUUGGGACGGUUAGUCGAUAGGUUAUAUAUCGUGGGUACGGGAUAUGGUUCUAAAGGAUAUAUUCUAGAGGUUUACUUUUUUGGGAUAUCAGCGGAUCCUGUUGUGGCUUCUGCAUGUUUACAGGCCCUCCAAAACGACUAUGCUGGGCGAUGGUGCCAAGUGGGUGGGCAGACUGCAUCCCCCUUCAAAGUAUAUGUUCUCAGUUGUGCAACUGGUGGUUUUUUAUUUAGGUUUUUAAAGCAGCAAAAUUUUGGCAAUGCUCGUUCGGUAAAAAUGCUUUAGUGCUUCCAAAGUUGCAUCGUCUGUCAAAGAGAACAGGAGACCGCUCAUCACCUCCUUGGUGCCUAGAGACCUAUUGGCUAUUCCUAUAACCUAGUUGGGAUUCAGUUGGUUAAGCCAAGAUUUCUUAAGGAGGUUUUUGAUACAACACCAAUUGUGUUAACAAAAAAUUUACCACAUGAUCUUGAGAAGGGUGUCAAUAUACUUUUGAUUGACUAUGUGGAAGAAGUGGAGAAGGUCUAGUUUUCAUGAUGCAGAGUGCCAAAUUUCAUGGGAAUGUGAAUAGUAAAUUUACCUCUUUCUCCAUUAUCAGUCCAAGCAACAGAUGAUGAAUCUAACUUCACCGCCUACUUGAUUAUUAUAAUGAUUGGUGACGUUUGGCCCGCUUAUGGAGGAGAGUUUGGCAAUAUGUCAGGGGUGUAUGUAGGGGAUUAUGAAGUUGCCUUUCUUUAAUGACUUAUGUUUUUAGAUGAGUUGGUUUUCAACAAUUUAACAAAAGUUAUGAGAUGAAGCAGCUCAUUUUUUUUUACUGUCAGUGGUGUUUGUUUACUAAGUCCUCCAUAAAUUCUCAAAAAAUAUGCAUUUCUGUUCUGUACGGGUGUAGUGAUCAUUUUUACUCUGCGCAGAAUUGAAUUACGCCCAUUUGGUCUUUUUUCCUGAAGUGAACUUUUACAUAUCAGGAAAGGAAGUAGGAGAUGAAGAUUGCAUACCACAUGUUGCACUCCAAAUCUCAUCCUGGGCUUCAAGAAUGAGAUUAGCACUAUUGAUAGUUAGUAAACUACAGCAAACGAGAUUGUUCAGCUGUAUCCUAUUCAUUUUGAAUAUGAUGAGAUGGUCAACUGAUACUGUCAGAAAGACUACAAAGCAUGCCAUUCAAAAAAAAGAAA